AUGGAUCUUGGUUUUUCCCGUUCUGCUGUCCAGACACUCUCAAGAAGCCAUUGCAAGAACAUUAAACAAAAGAUUUCUCAGUGGGAAGGGAGGACUAAUGGUGGCUCUAAUCCAGAACAAAGGCAACUGAAGGACUUUGGAGUGAGGUAUAAUUGUAAUCGUGAUGUUUUUUCUAAGACAACAGUUGCUUCUGUAGGAAAGAGUAAAAAGUUGGAAACUAUUAAUUCUCCAAAUCUGGGACUGGAUCUGAGGGAAGAAGAAGAGGUCAAAGAUUAUGAUCAAAGUGAGGAUGAAAAUGAGAGACAUGAAUAUGAUUCAAGUUUAUUUAACAAUGAAGCAGAAACCAAAUGGGUGUGUUCUCAGGUCAAACAAAUCGAAAGCUGUAAAGAUGAUAUUUUGAAUCCAGAGAAUACAUUGCCUCCUGGAAACUUUUAUACCUCAAGAGUAUUGUGGAAGAAAAUGGAAGCACUUCCUCCAGAUAAAGUUUUGAAUUUGUCUUUAGAAAGCUGUGGCUCACCAGAGAAAGAACUGGAUUUCAGAGUUCUGGAUAGGCCAAAUGGAAUAACCAAGAGUUUAGAAAAUGUUUACUCUGACCCUGAGGGACAAGAAGCUGGUCCUUCUAUAAACCCUCUGCCAAAGCCUCGUAGGACAUUCAGAUAUUUAUCUGAAACUGAUGGUUUGCCACUUAAAGAUAUUAACUGUGGAAGAGAGUACUGGGAAAAACAGCCACUGGAUAAAUUGCUUGUAGAGGCUACUGUGCCUUCUGCUCCAGUUCUUGAAACAAAGAAAUAUGGUGGGAAAAUUAGAAGGCGAUCUAAAAGGAAAUCCUUUGAGUUUGAGGAUAUCCAGCACUUUCGGAAACGAAACUCACCCAAGAUCCAUGAAGAACUUGGAGGAAACUCUGGAUCAGCACUUUAUUACACACAAUCAGAGGACAAUAUCUAUGAGGAUAUUAUCUAUCCUGCAAAGGAAAAUCCAUAUGAGGAUAUCAAAGUAACCCCUGUACCUGUGUGGAGGGCUCCCUCAACAUGGAAGCUGCCACCUCCUAAAAGUACUUUUAAGCCACCCAAGCUUCCUCCCAAACCCCCAUUCCUCCAUCGUAAGACUAUGGAACUGAAGAACUCCCAAGCCUAUUUUCGUUCAAAGCUCACAAAGGAUACAACUUUGCCUGUCACUUUAACAGAGUGGAAAGUAUUUCGAGCUGGAGAAGUUGCAAACAGGAAAAGAAAAAACCUCCCAAGGCUCGUGUUGAAAAUACAGGAUAUUUUUGAUUCCAAGAGAGGAAAGAAGAGAGUAAAAUUGCUUCCUUUUACCGGGAAGGAAACACCCCCUGCCAAAGGUGAAGCCAGUGGGAACGAAAGUGAUGCAGAGUAUCUGCCAAAGAAUCGCCACAGACGCAUCACACAGCUCCAGCAGGCGUCCAAGAGGAACCCUCACUACCAGACUCUGGAGCGGGACCUCAUUGAGCUCCAGGAGCAGCAGCUCUUUGAGCUCUUUGUGGUAGUGUCUCUGCAGAAGAAACCACUGGAAAUCACCUAUACCCCUCAGGUCAUCCAGCAGUUCCCCAGCAAGACUGACCAUCCCUUCAAGCAAUCCAAAGACACCGAGGAAAGGCUCAAAGUCAUCCCCAGCUUCUGUUUCCCCGAUUCUAAGGACUGGGUGCCCACCUCAGAACUCAAGAGUGAAACGUUCUCCUUUGUGCUGACGGGGGAAGAUGGGAGCCGGUGGUUUGGUUACUGCAAGAAGCUCUUGCCAGAAGGCAAAGGAAAAAGACUGCCUGAGGUGUAUUGCAUGGUUAGUCGGCUAGGCUGCUUCAAUCUUUUUUCAAAGAUUCUGGAUGAAGUGGAGAAAAGGCGAGAGAUGUCUCCGGCCCUCGUACAUCCUUUUAUGCGCAGUGUCAUGGAAGCGCCUUUCCCUGCUCCCGGACGUACCAUCACUGUCAAGAGCUACCUCCCAGGGGCAGGAGAUGGGUCAAUUGAACUCUGCCGACCGCUUGAUUCUCGGCUUGAACAUGUUGAUUUUGACUGUCUAUUUAAAUGUCUAAGCGUAUGUCACCUCAUCCGAGUCUGUGCCUCACUCCUUUUGGAAAGAAGGGUUAUAUUUGUUGCCAACAAUUUGAGCACUUUGUCUAAAUGUGGCCAUGCUGUGGUAGCCACACUGUAUCCCUUCACCUGGCAGCAUACCUACAUCCCAGUCCUGCCCGUCUCCAUGAUUGACAUCGUAUGUUCACCCACCCCGUUUCUCAUUGGCAUCCUGUCCUGCUCCUUACCACUGCUCCAGGAUCUACCCAUUGAAGAGGUGCUAAUCGUUGAUCUCUGUGCAGACAAGUUCUUGCAGGAGGUUUCUGAUGAAGAUGAAAUUCUGCCACCAAAACUCCAGGCUGCUCUGGUACAGAUUUUGGAAGAACGGAAUGAAAUCUUGGCUCAAGAGCAGAGUACUCCACAAGAUGUGACGCUCAACACCCUGGUAUCUGAAGCUUUUGUCAGGUUCUUUGUGGAGCUGGUGGGACAUUAUUCUCUGAACAUGACUGUGACAGAACGUGGAGAACGUGUAUUCCAGAGAGAGCCAUUCCGAAAGUCUCAUACCUCACGGAGUGUGCGUCACUUCUUGGAUCUGUUCAUGGAAACACAAAUGUUUGCUGGCUUCAUCCAGGACAGGGAACUUCGGAAGAGUGGGGUCAAAGGCCUUUUUGAAGUCCGGGCGAUCCAGUACUUAGAAGCAAUUCCAGAGUCUGAACCCAGUGGAGUGAACAAGAUUCUCCGAAGUCUUGGAAAUAAAAUGAAGUUUCUGCAGAAGAAAUGAAAACCUGGGUUUCUACACCUGAAAUGGAAGAGGAAAUGUUGCCCAAGUCCAGGUGCCAGGAUAUGACUAGGAUUCUACAAAAUCCUUGGGAAAGCUUAAAAGAUUCAAGGAAGCAUCCAGCCUGCAGA
Gracilinanus agilis (Agile Gracile Mouse Opossum) is the source of this 2930-nucleotide messenger RNA. It is a transcript of the gene DENND2C, whose product is annotated as DENN domain containing 2C. NCBI's taxonomy places the organism in Eukaryota, Metazoa, Chordata, Mammalia, Didelphimorphia, Didelphidae. The coding region runs from base 1 to 2802 and encodes 933 amino acids. The record is from RefSeq and is a predicted model, not a curated record. The transcript is spliced from 18 exons.